CACUGCAAAACCAUUACACUUUAUCACUUUUUGCAUCAACACAACAUAACCUCUUUACCUUUAAACAUUCUAUCAAAACCAUUGUUCUCUGUAUUCUCUAUGGUGAAAAUCUGGGUUGAAAUAUGCAUAAUAUCAGCUCGUGGAGUAAGAGCAUCACAUUCACUAUGGAAACGUCAAUGGUAUGCUAUUGGUUGGGUUGAUCCAACCAACAAAUACAUAACCAAAGUUGAUGCUUCAACCAACACAAACCCUCUUUGGAGAACAAAGUUUUCCAUUCAAGUUGAUAACUCUGAUCCAAAUUUUCAUGAUCUUGCAUUGAAUGUUGAAGUUUAUAGCAGAGACCCUUUUUUCUUUACAGAGAAACUUCAUGGAUCAGCUACUGUUCUUCUCAAAGAGUUUCUUGCUAAAGGGUUGCUGAAUGAUGAGGGUUUAAGGCAAGGGAGUGAAGAAGUUGGAAGCUAUCAGUUAAGGAAGAAGAAAUCUGGUAAACCAAGUGGAUUUGUUGAUGUUUCAGUUCGUGUUUCUGAAGAUAAUGAAGAACCAAAUUCUCACUCAGGUAAUGGAGGAGGAAUAGAGCUCUUAGAUAAUGGUAAUAAGGGUAGAUUUGGACAAGGCUAUCACCAACAAAUGGAUCCAGCUUCGUUCAAUGGACCUCAUAAACAAGCACAGACUAAUGUACCCUAUUCACAUCCAGUGCCAUAUCCUACAAACUAUUCUAACCCUUAUGUGGGUGGACCAAGCUACCCUGCAGCUUCUGGACCAAGUUACCAACCACCAAGAACUCCACCACCACCUCCAACUUCAAAUGUUGGUUAUCCUCCCAAUUUUCAUCAAAGUAAUAAUGGAUUGGCGUCGAGUUAUUUCAAUAUGCCAUCAUCAUCAGGAACAGCUCCUAGGCAGAGGGGACCUCCAGGAUUUGCAAUGGGAGCCGGUGCUGGAGCAUUAGCAGCUGGUGCUGUUAUGUUUGGUGAUAACUUCAUGUCAGGAUUUGAUGUGCCUUCAGGUGCUGGAGCAUUAGCAGCUGGUGCUGUUACCUUUGCAACUGAUCCUCUUUUCUAAACAAUCAAUUAAGAAAUCUUACCAUUGUUGUUGCACACUGCCUAGCUAGUUACCAGUAAACCAAAUAUGAUCGGAUUUGAAUUCAAUGCAGUAACUAAUUUUGCUUGUUCGGUCUCAAAUCAACGGUGAAAUUUAUUUAAUGACGAUUUAGUAAAAGUAUGAUUUGAGUUGGCCAAUGACCGAGAUCAACUAAUUUGUGUAACUCUAUGAUUUUAUACUGCAGGAUCCAAAUCCUAUAUAGCCAUGUUACAAGAGUUUAACUUGAACAAAAUGUUGUAUGUAUGUCUUCCUCUGUCAGAAUCUGAAAGAUCAAGUUAGAAUUUUAUUAUUUCA
Molecule: messenger RNA, 1392 nt
Organism: Medicago truncatula (barrel medic)
Lineage: Eukaryota; Viridiplantae; Streptophyta; Magnoliopsida; Fabales; Fabaceae
Exons: 2
Coding region: 100-1059 (319 amino acids)
Biological process (GO): defense response
Source: RefSeq, a predicted model, not a curated record